Haliotis rubra (blacklip abalone) is the source of this 17414-nucleotide messenger RNA. Its product is annotated as transmembrane protein KIAA1109-like. The record is from RefSeq and is a predicted model, not a curated record. Gene Ontology annotation, biological process: synaptic vesicle endocytosis. Lineage: Eukaryota; Metazoa; Mollusca; Gastropoda; Lepetellida; Haliotidae.
GUUUCCGGAAACAAGCUUUUCUGUAGCUAUGUUAUUUUCCGUAUCUUGGUAAAGCCUUUACAUUUGGAUGCAGGUGUUAGAUCACCAUGCAACAGUCCUUCCCAUUUGAAGACACCUAAUUCUGUCCGUGUAUUGAGAAGACAGACACGACAGCCAUCAUGGAUCACAUCAAGAACAGCAACUCUUCCAUCAUCCAGAUGAUAGAAGAUGAGCUUCCCAAGUCCACAGUCUACUAUCUCCUCAUUGCCAUAGUGAUGGCGCAGGCAUGGACGGUGUACCUCUCCUACUACCACUCCCGCGUGCUGGGCCUCAUCAUCACUGCCCUCAUCAACAAGUUCGUCAAAUAUGGACACAUCAGACUGGGAUCCUUCUCCUUCUCGGUUCUCUCGGGGAAGAUCAUGUUCCGGGAAGUACAUCUCAUCACAGAGGACUUCUCAUUUCGGGUUCAGUUUGGGUGGAUCAUCUUCAGGUGGUGGAGGCCAUACAUCUACAAGGAACUCUCUCUGAAGCACCUCACAGGCAGAUUUGGCUGUAUCCACCCCCAGGGAGCUGAGGACUUCUCCCACUCUGACACAAGAAUGUCCUUGUUCCUGGACGGAGUGGAGUUCCACGUGUACAACCGGUCCUCCAACUACGCCAGACUGGAGAAGCUGUUUGGGCUGAGUCCAGAUACUGAGUCGGACCAGGUGUGCAGAGCACCGGGAGAGGGCAGGGGAAUCAAGGUUCCUGAGAAUGCAGACGGCUUGCACUGGAGAGACUUGAUCCCAGUCACAAAGAUUAACAUCAACUCUAUGACUGAUGGUUCUGACUGGUUGUAUUGCAGGCCUCCAAGGUUUAUGGGAGAAGGAUUCGUGAUCCUGCAGUCUCGAGAUGUAGAUAUAUACUUCUACAUGGAUGAACCUGGGGUUGUUCCCCAUGAGCCUGAGCUGAUGGAGAUGGCUGAUGGUGAGGUGGUAGUGCGGCGGACAUACCCCUGUAUGGGCGUGGACAUUAAGUGCGGACGCAACACAGACUUCAACUAUGGCCCUUGGGUCGACCGGCAGAGGGAGCACCUAUGGAAGUUCUUCUACCCACCAGACUACCAGCCACAAGUCCCGACAGUUGAGUCCGAACCAGGGGAAAAACGCAUUUACAAAACUUUUGAGGUCAAGCUCACCAUCAUUUCAGCUGCAACAUUUGAUUUACUCUUUACCAAAAACUCUGAGACUCAGGCUGUACACAUGAACACAGGUCAAGGGUCAUACGUGGAGGCCAUCAUUCCCUGGAUGAUCGAAGAGAAAGGAUACACCUCAAAGGUCAAGGGUCAGCUUAUGUUGCUGGACAUGACCACAAGCAUGACGUUCAGGUCUCUGGUGGAGUGUGAAACGUUUGAGUUUGAGAUCAGUGGGACGUACCCUAUCGUGUGGAAUGAGCACCAAGACUGGCGACUCGACUUCACUGCUUGCAAGGCCAUUGUCUAUCUCAUAUUUGAACACAAGAACUUCUUUCGAGACCUGAGUGAUGAUUGGUCCACCAAGACCUGUCCAGACAUCUACAGCUUCAUCCCGUACACGUGGACAGUCAAUCUGACGGUCAAGCAGUUUGAACUCCUGACUCUGGCCAAUGAGUACAACUGGAUUGACACGUCCUCCCAACACCCUGAGAAUGCCCACAUUGCAUUUUGUGGAGAGAACCUGGAUCUUUCCCUCCAGCUGCCCUUCGUCGACUUCCUCCCCGUCACCCUCCCCAUCCAGAUGGUCAUCAAGGGUGAGACAGUGGACUGCCGUCUGUACCUCCCAGAGAGCAACACAAGUAGGCACAUCCUCAUAGCACUGGCUGAAAACAUGAAGAUAUUUGACCGUGACGGCAACCCUACAGACAAACCUUUCGGCCAUGGAAAACAAAAACCGUGGAGAAAGGUCACCACUAAGAGCACUGGCUGGGUAGAUUGCUGGAGCACUUCCCAUGUGCUGUUGUCUAUCCGAUACACCUACCAUCCCAUGGCCAUCCUUGGGACCCCUGUCAGCUCCAAGAUAGGACUGGAUGACCUCCCUACCCCAGACAGGGAAGAGUCUCUUCUGAUGCCUCUGCGUCCAUUGUCCAAGCCGGAGUGUUCCAAAUCCAGAGUGACCCCAGAGACAUUCGAUGCUGCAGAAUGGGAUCCAGACGUCUUCAGUGUGGAGCUGGAGGUGGCGCCCUCUGUCUUGUGUCUCUAUGGCUCUCUGUUCCGCUUUCUCAUCAAUGUCAAGGAGAACUACCUCGGUGAGGACCAGAAGGUAGCAGAUUUCAAAGCCGAUGACAGCUCACCAGAGUCAGACGACAAGGACUCCAGCUUUGUCAACAUCACUGCCUCCAACACAGAGAAAAGCACAGCAUUUGACCCGAGGGAAUAUAGGCCAUUUGCUGUGACAGUGUCAGUCAUCCUGCAGGAUAUCCAGGCUCACCUCGUCCGGAACUGUGGUGCUGAUGAUAUUGCCUGCCCGUGUGCUAGGGUGGAGAGGCUGUGUUUUGAACUGGACAAGUCCUACCUGGAGACCAAGCUGCAGCUGCUCCUGUCUCCCUCCGUGCUUAUUGCCAAGGACAACUUAGUGAGGGAAGCUGAUCAGGACCACCUAAAGGAAGGUCACCUGGCUCUGUCCGGCCUCCAAGUCCGAGGUCAUGCCAUGUUCUCCCACGUCGGUCUCCCGCUAGACUCCGAGACCCUGGAGUAUGCCUGGCUAGUGGAAGCAAUCAUCNGACUGGGGGAGGUGACAGGCAGACUCACAUCUCCACAGGUGCAGAAUGUGGCUGAGUUCCUCCAAACGUUUGUGCUGCUCAUUGAUGACCCGGAGAACAAACUGAAGCGCCCCACCCCCUGGAGCCUGUGCCAGCACAUGCUGCCCCAGCCCACCUGCCGGAUGCUGCCCUCCUGUCCCUUCCCCUGCCCCUCCAGUGACGACAUCAAGUACCGUCUGGUGCGUGCCUCCGUCGACUCAGUAAACCUCUUCGUUGUGGAGUCUGGAGCAGCUCUCAAUCUAUGGAGAGAGACCUGCCAUAGCUCCACAUCCAACACUCAUCACUAUAUGACCAAAUUGUGUCCGCUGUGCGCCAUUUCCACCUGUAAUCUCCAUGGCAACAACACCCGAUCAGGCAUCACUUGUGUGGUGGAUCAGGUAACCCUGAAGCAGCACAUCUCAUGCGCUCCCCUCCGUCUGGAGCCUGGACAUCCUGAGAUGUGGCUGGAUGCUGGAGGCUUCUCCUUCGGCCCGCUCAAUGUGGAGGCAGCCAUGGCUCUCCCAAACUCAGAACUCCAUUACAUCCAGGACCGUUUCUUGCACAUGCACGACAAGAAGACAAGGCGACUCUGGUUCCUGUGGCCCAUUCCCACCACCCAUGCAGGACAGAAUGCCAACAUUGCUGGAAAGUGUGGUUGUCUUGGUGGCUGUGUGUUCUUUGGCAAGAACAAGAACGGCACAACCUUCUUCAAAUCUCGACGCCACAGAGAACCCAGCAAUGCUGCCAUCCCUCAAGUCUUCCCUGAAGGUGUUGAUCCAGGGUUCGCUCAGAGCUUGCUGCACAAGGACAAGCUUGUGUUUGACGUGGGACACUCCCUGAAAUCCAUGACACCGAAGAUGUCCCCUACAGAGUUCUCCUUCACCAGGGGGUACAUGAGUGAUGUGGCAAGUCCCGACACCCCUGGAGUCAUCAGCUCCACCUUGAUGGACAGCCUCCUGAUGGGGGGAACGACUGACCACGGUGACCUGGACUCCUCCCGUGACAACACUCUCACCAGCGACGUCACCAGUGUCAGGAGCACCAUAAGAGGCAGUGGGAUAGAUGGUAGGAACCAGGACGUGUACGUUGACCCAAGAGUGAAAGACAGUAGUUCUGUCAGCAUCCACUUUGUUGAUGACCGACAUAGUAUCGAGAGUGCCACACUACGGAGACAGACAUCCAUCACUGCAUCGACCUGUUCCAGUAGCCCAUCAUCCCCAUCCGUUCCCAGACAAGGCUCGGCACUGAGUGGCGGGAGCAUGGACUCGACUCUCAUCCACUCCACAACAUCAAAAAGCUCCAUACCAAGUCCUGUUCCUAUUCAUCGCAUUGCUGGCUCUGCUACAGCUAUGGAUAGACUGAUGUCCACAGUGUCUCUGGAGAGUGAUCGGUACUACUCAGCAGAAGAAGAUGUCCUUUCGUUGUCUGAAGCAGAUUCUCAGCAGCAGUAUCAUUCCCUUCUCAGCGGGAUAACUGACUCCCCCAACUCUCCCUGCUUUGACAUUCCAGGGUUCCCGUUCGGUCAGGACCGGACCAUUGAUGCAACCAUCUUGGAGAAGGGUUAUCACCCAAACAUGAAUGACCUGGACUAUGCUAGCUCAGCAAGCAGCUCAACUUCUACGCUCUCCUACACAUCUGCUCCUACAGAUCAUGAGAGUGAAACAAUGUCUGGUGAAGCUCCCGAGGAAUUUUCUUUGAUCGACCUUCACAGUCAGAUGAACCAGCCGAUCACCAAGUCCCCUCUGUUGUUGUCCCGAUAUUCCAGUCACCUCUCGCACUACAACUGUCACGACUGGGUGGCCCCUCCCCCAAUCCACUCGGCUGGGAAGAGCAUCCACUCCCUACAGUCUGAGCACUCCCUUUCCUCGGCCAGCCAGUCCGUAUAUGGGUCAGCCUCGCUGUGGAUCCCUCACUUCAACAAGGUUAGACAAGGUUUCAGCACCAGUGUGAUGAAGGAGAAGAAUGAGCUAAAGCUGCCAUCUCCUCCAGGUCCCAGGCGCUCAGAGGCGUUUGAUUGGUCCAGGAUAGAUGAACAGAAUCAUGAUGAGGAGGACAAUGAUGACAAGAAGCAUCUGGAGAAUACGUCGAAGACCACGGCGGUGAUCAAGGUGGCCGGCACCUUUGACAUCCUGUUGACACCCCUUCUGCUGGAGUCCCUUCAGAGGUACAUUGAAGCUGUGACACCAUGCUUGGCCAGCAUGCAUCCGUCUGCCCUGAUCGACCGUCUGCACAGUCACUGCCUGGACCAGCUGAAGCAGCAGAACAAGCUGAAGAAGGGCCAGACUGGGAACCCAGACGAGCAGGAACAGCCAACUGACUUCCACUCCAACCUCUCCCAGAAGAACAGCACCGACAGGAGAACCAGUGAUGUAGUGAAGACUUCCUCUCUGCAGGCGUUCUUCUCACUGCCUAAGAUUAACCUAUGUGUGAUGCAAGCAUCCUUGGUGGAGGAGGUCAUAUCGUUUGCUGUGCUUGACAACAUCAAUGACCUGACUGCCGUGUCUCUGAUGGCUGUCUGUGUGGAUGGCAUCAAGUGUCAGCUGCUCUCCAACACCCACCACUGUAAGAAGCUGACUGGUGACACAGGUCCAAGACGAACCAGCACCACCCCAGUCCAGCAACGCACCAGGCAUGACUCCAGUGACACGGAACAGUCUAUCGAACACACAAGGGAAGAGAACGUUGGAACUCUCAAACUGAACCGGAUCCACUGUCAGUUGAGGCGGUUGCUAAAACACAGCAACUUCUCUGAUAAUGUUGUGCUGACAGCAAUCCCUGAACACAGGUCCAAUGUACUGUUUACCUUUGAUCAAGAUGGGUCGAGUUCGGUAUCGCAUGUACCCGUGUCUCCUCGCAAGAGACUCUCAAGACAAGCCAGCAGGGACUCACGUGAUGGUGGAUUUGAUGCCACAAUCGGUGUGAUCAUGUUCGAAUGUGGCCUUGAGGAGGUGUCUGUGACAGCAGUACGGAGGCUGGGUUACAAGGAAGAAAUGGACAUGCACCUCCAGCAGAAAAUGGACAACAUUGAGAAGGCUCUCCAGGAGAUGCAGGAAUGCACUCGGGAGGAGAUCGAGCAGCUGACGGAGAGCGGAACAAGUCCAACGGACCACGAGCCGAUGAGCUCCCCCUCCAGCCAUCACUCAUCAGAGUCCAUGUCAUCAUGGGACUCCCGAUUGUCCCUAGCUUCCAAUGUCUCAGGUCUCCCUCCACUUACUCCAGAACCUCUCCAAGGAGAUGCAUCUAAUGGUAGACUCCGACUCAAGACAAUCUGGCUCAGCUUUGCUGCACCACCUCCAAUAUCAAUAAAGAAGAAAGUGGACUUCACAAGACUUGACUGGAAUUUGCUGAGCACGGCCACCCCGGCCAUCAACGCCUGGCUGAACCCAUGUGACCGAGCCAUGCUGUCUGUGAAGCACCUCGUGAGUGAACUGACCAAACGGAAAAGUUCCGUCAUGGCCUGUAUCAUGACCCAAGGCCUGGAGGAGCAAGGCAUCCAUGUCUGCAACAAGAGUAAGUUCAGGAAGAUGACCAGCCUGUCCAAGACACUGCAGGAUGAACCGUCCAGCCAGCUUCUGACCGUGCUGCGAAAGUACCUUCACAUCCAUGGCUGCGGCAGCAUCGAGAGAGCUGUGUUGUCAGAGACUGCCCCUCAGCUCAUCACCAUGCAGAAAGGUAUCCUGGCUCUCACACGUCAGUGGAAGAACGUGCUCUACAUGCCCUACAUGUCAGACAUACACUUCAAGUCCAAGAAAUCUGUCAGACCAUACAAUGUUACUUUCUCCAUCCCCAAACCGGAGAGUUCCGAGAACUUGUGUACAGAUGACGGGGAAGGUACCAUUGAACAGUUUGAUGUUGUGGAUGAGAAGACCUCCCUGUUGCAAGCUGAAGGGGGUCUAGUGAUGAAGUCAACAUCCAACCCGAGUCUCAUCAGUCGUGGUGGACCUUCUAGCAGUGCAGCUGGGAAGGCGGAGCAUGGACAUGAUUGUGUGAGCACUGGGUCGACCUCAUCCUUCCAGCCAAAGAAGUUCCUAGCUACGGUGAGGUCUCGGGGUCGUGGAGCAUUUCCUAAUCCAGUGUUGAGCUGCAUGGAUUCGCCAGAUCGCAAGGUUGAACAGACACAGACAGCAGCCACCCUGAGCCCUCCUACAGCCAUGCCAAGGAAUGACAGCAACUUUAGCUUCAUGUCGGCAGCAGAGAGUAUAUCUUCUAUAGAUCAGGCCGUGGCUUCAACCCCUCCCCACACGCCUCUGAGAACUAGCGGCCAGAAACAGUUGCAUCUGAAGAACAGGUACAGCAAGAUUACAGACAUGUAUCAGUGGAUGACAGCACAGCAGGAAGACUUCAAGGAUCCACUAGAUGAUGGCACCAACUAGGGCCGAACCCAUGAGAACAUUUCAACAGGAUUCGGUAGCGUCUGGAGCCAGGAUGACAGCAGGACAGAUGUGAACGAGGAGUACCUAACAAUGGCUACCUCCAUCAUGCAACUGGCUGAUGCACAGCUGCUGUUCCGGCCGCUGCUGCAGAGCCUUGGGUUGCAUGUUGAAGGAGUCAGACCUUCAGCAAUGAUGAAGAAGUUUGGGGGCCACUUGCUCCUUCAGGCCAAUCUUGACAUCCUGAAGAUCCAGAUAGCUGAAUCGGAAGCCUCCUACUCCAAGGGUAGUCACAAGGUGAAGGGGAAGAGUAAGAAAUAUCGCCUGAAUAUGAAUGCAGGGAACUCAGCUUUUUCUUGUGAAGGAUUUGGUGUGAAUAUCUCCAUGAAAGAUGUUGUGGACUUUGGUCAGAAAGAUGCCGGUGUUGGCGGAAGGUCAAAGAGGUUUCCUUGGAAAUUUGCAAUGCAUAAACUAGAGGCUAAGCCCACUACUCUACAAGUAAACUUCUUGAUCAAAUGUCAGGCCAUUACUCAGCAUGUGGACAUGGCAUUGUUGAGAUUGGUCCAUCAAGUGGUCACUAUGGUGGAUAAUAUCAAAGAAACUCAGGUGGAACUCAAACAGAGGAGGUCAGGCUUUGAUUGGGUGAAGACCCACAGAAAACAGGAGUCCAAGGAUUCUACUUCCAGUGCAGACACACAGCAAUCAGAUCUGUCUAAAGUUGACCAGCCAUCUGCCGAGACUCAAAUAUCUACACCUGAUCAGAGUCUUUGUUCCGAUACACUAAUCCAAGAAUCAGAAAAACAUGUUGCAAAGACACCUAAAAGUGUAUCCUCGUUCAGACUUGCCCUUGAUUCAAAACGGCCAGACAAACUCCCUCUACAAGCUCAUCCAAAAAAAUCCCAACUACGAUUUGCCAAAGAACCAAAACGUCCGAGAUCUGACAUAACUGUAACUCCAAGUCAGCACUCCGAAGUUCUAACACCUCCUCAGUCUCUGAACCUGAGUGAUUCAGUGACAAUGGAUCUGGUAGACACUUCUUCACCAGCCCUGGCCGAGAAGACAAUCGUGGACGAGAUCAAGGAGAGCACCCCUCAGUGCUGGAGACACCUCUACCAUCUCCUGGAGCUCUACUCCACCAUGCCUGAACCCAAGACUGUUCUGAGGAAGCCCGGGGAUGCCAAGCUGCCCAUUAUUGAGGAGGAAGAGCCUGAGAGUGAGAUGAAGAGGGACAGCAGCAAGCUGGGUUCAGGCAGUCUGCCCCGAGACUCCAGCAAGAUGGGGUCUGGCAUCACGCUGCAGGAUGAGGAUGGGAAGAUUCCUGAUAUUGGGAAGGAAGAACAGGAGAUUGGUGGGAAGGGACCUUCCCUUGCACAGACUUCCUUCAUCAGGACAAGGUUCAAACAGAGUAUUUACAUUGGAGAGAGCAUCCCGCUGGUGGUGUACGGCAUAGCCAAGAUCGAGAAGGUUCAAGUGCUGGCAGUGCUGUCUGGCCUCAAACUGGAGGCGGAGCUACGCAGGGUGCACGCCAGCGGAACGUACAAGGAACGAGUUAAAGGCUUCCUUCACCGAAAGUCGUCGGACUCGUCGUUCACAGCCCAUGUUGGACACACAAUGAUCGUGCUGCUGGAGGGGGUACCACCUAGCAUGCAGACUGUGGUGACCGUGAACAUCCGUAAGUCCCAGGCCCUGCACACAACGGUGAUGAGACGAGCCAAGGAACACAACUCAGCCCUGGCAUCUAUCGGCCAUAUUGACAUCGACAUCCCACAACACCCUGUUGUGCUGCACGGCAUGAUGACCCGCAGCUCCAGACAACUGACAUCAACACUACAGGAGUUCGGCUGGCCGCUGCAGCUGUCCAGAACAGCCAGGGUAAACAUCAACACUACAACUGUCCAGAACAGCCAGGGAUCAACUGUAGAGAAUAAUAGGCUGAGUUCGGCUGGCCGCUGUCCAGAACAGCCAGGAGGAGGUGAAGAAGGAACAGACGGAGCAGUCAGAGAACAAGGCUCCGGGGAAACCCCGCCGCACCGAGCAGCCUGCCCCAUCCUCUGUCAGCAAGCCGGUCACGCUACACAUACACUUCAAGACGGUCUUCCAGGGCAUCACCACAGCAGCGUCCAUACUCCCUUCUCUCAAGGCUCAGCACAAGACUGGGUCUAUCACCGAGCUGGCAAGACGGGGAAGAAGGCACGGUUCACUGUGGUCCUGCCCAAACAUACUCUCAGCUUCAGGUCAAAGGUGGUUACUACGGAGACCUCCAUCCCCUCGUCGGCGAGUAUCGAGUUGCCCCCGAUCCACGUGUACGCCGACUACCGCCAGCACAAGGCAGGAGCUCCUGUGUCGGAGACUCUGACUGAGGGUCUCAUCCUGAAGGCGGGAAGCUACAUGAACGCCGUGGCUGAGGUUGGGAUGCUAGAACACAGCCUUACAACAGACCUCCUCAACCACUUGGUCUUUGUUCAGAAAGUCUUCAUGAAGGAGGUGAACGAGGUUGUCCAGAAGGUGUCAGGGUCAGAUCAGCCCAUGAGACUGUGGUCCGAGGAGGAGAAGUCCACCCAGGCCAGUGACCCCGAGCCACUGCUCUACUCUUUCUCCUUCAGGUUCAAGGGCAUCCAGAUCACAGCCACCACCCCGACAUCGAAUGCAGUGAGACUGGAGACAGGAGAGAUUGAGUUGGAAGUGUCCAACAGGGUGCAUAUGGCGGCCCGGGAAUCUCAGCCUGAUAUAGACUAUGAGGAUAACCAGAAGGUCUUCAUCCGAGCCCAGAUAUACCUCAACGUGGCCCUUGGGCAGCUGCUGAAGAACCAAGUGUUUGAGGAGGCUGAGCCCGAGUUUCAGACAAUGGCUUUCUUCAAGACCAAGAUAGGAAUCAGGAAUGCCUUACAGGAUGAGAUGAUCCCAGGGGUGUCCACCAAUCAGGAGGCCCUCAUCAUCAACCUCACCCGACCCAUCGUCCUGGCCCAGCCACUUGCCUUCGACAAGGCUGUGUUGGUAUGGCUCAACUACAAGAAUGCCUAUGAGUACUGGACGGAGCAGAGGAUGUCCCUCAAUAAGGAGGUUCAGACAGCCACCCAGGAGGUCAUCAACAAGCUGCCACAGUUUGCCCAGGCUGCGGCACCGCCCUCACUCAGCACCCUCUUCCUCCAGCUGACCGUUGACGACAUGGGCAUCUGUGUCCCCAUCGACACCCUCUCCUACCAGGCUGCUCCAGGGCUGGGACGCAUGGCAGAAAGUGACCCUGGGGCAGCGCUGGUGCUUACGGUGGAGAGUAGCCAGAUCUCAGCCUGCUCAUCAGGGUCCCUCGUCAGCAAGGGCAGGUUCAAAGGGUUCAGUUUCCGGUUUGCUGAUGACUUCGAGACGUCUUGGGAUGACUGGAAACCAAAUGGGAAAGAAGAGCCGAACAUGAACAUCUGCUGUGUGCCCGAGGGCACGUAUGAGGUGUGCUCCAGGACCAUCAACAAACAAGCCUCAGACCCAAAGAGUAAUGCCAAGUGGAUCCUGAACGUCCAGUGGCAGAUGCAGGGCAUCGACGUCCACCUCGACACCAACAUCGGCAAGCGUCUGACAGCCCUGGGCCACAACCUCACAGCUCUGGCUGGGGAGGCAACUGAGGCAGUGUAUGGGGCGGGAUUCGGGAUGCAGGAGGACGAGACUGAUGGGUUGGAUAAUGAAGCCACAGACACCGAGAUCGAUGACCCUGUGCGCCGUCCAAGUCUUGUGUCUGACAUUCUUCCUGAGGAGAUCUUCAGUCAUGACUUGGACCCCAAGGAAAGAGCAAGACAGAUUGAACGCGAGAUGAACGAACAGGCGAAAGUGGUGCAGGACCUCAAACAACUUGGCGCGCCAUCAUCCAUUAUCGAGGCCGAGAGACGUAAGCUUGAGGAGCUACAAGCUAUCCUCUUCCACGAUUUCCGCAGAGAUGUCUUCAACAAGUUGAAGAAACAGAGCGAACGGGCAUCAGCAAUAAGGGACAAGCUUGGGUUAAACCCUAAACCAGCACACAGUCGUUCCAAGUCGUAUGGUGGACAUCAUGGCAAACGCAAGGAUCAUCAAGGCGAGAGCAGUCGUGUUACGUCUUACACCAUGGAUCCUAGACGACAGGCUCGCACUCACUCCAUUGACCUGGCAGCAAUAUCCCCUGCAGGGCAUGUGGCCAGGGUGCAGUUUGGGGCCACCAGGUCCAACACAUACACACCACCAGGAACCCCCGAUGCGAUGACCUCAAGUUUUGACGAGACUGAUAUGCCGCUGCUCAGAGAGAGCGUGUCGCUGCAGGACCUGACGUCUGACUCUGACCUGCCCUCAUCCACUGACUCCGACACUCCAGACUCACAGAUCAACCUGGACACAGUGUUCCGACGAAGACCAUCCAAGACAAAGAAGAAACUGAAGACCAGCUCCAACCCCAGUAUUGGCAGUGGCAUGACCUCCAAGAGCUCUGCUGCAGAACCCAACAUCGACUUUGAGCUGGAUGUGAAAGUGUUCAUCGACAGCGGCAAGUGUGUGCUGUAUCCUAAAGAAGCCAGGGAUGAGGAGGUCAAGAGACAACAGAAGAGAGAGAGAAACCUGUCUGGAGAGCAGACGGCAUCACCUGUGAUGAGGCGGAAGCUGAAGAGACAGGAGUCAUCUUCCACUCUGCUUCAGAGCAAGAAGAGUAUUGCACCACCCCAGGUCACCGUGGAAACCACAGUCUUUUACCUACCAAGUGUUGAUGUCAAGGUCCACUACUACUCCAAGACCACACUGGCGGAGUUGCCACACAGCACAGGCAGCAUCUCUGAUGGGGAGAAGAUGUUCUCCUCCAGUCUCGACCGACCUGAUCUCACAACACAGUCAUCGACAGAUGUGUUUGUCACACAGACGGAUGGCAACUGGGACAACAUCGACAACGCCUCCAGUGUGUCCGUCCCUAGUCGUAGAGGGGCUGUCAAGAAGGCCAACCUGUAUGCUUGGCUGUCAUUACAGAAACUGCCUGAGGAGAUGAUCAUCAGUCCUUGCCUGCUAGAUUUCCUGGAACAAGCUCUUGAGCCUCUACCAUUCUCAGCACCCUUACACAAGAAAGACCUGAUGGGUAGUGUCCUCAACAUGGAUCUGGAUGCGUCCCAGGCCUCGCUGGGGUCACCGGUCAACGUGGCUUCCUUCCCUGUGGAUGUGGUGGUCUACAUCAAGGUGGAGCCGUCCGUCAUCCGCUUCAACUGCCGACCCAUAUCUCGCGUGGAGUGUCUGCUCCAGGUGCCCUCCCUGGAGCUUGUCUUCUCCACCAAGAAGUCUGACCUGGACGGCUCCAUUGCUGAAGGAACGCCGCCGAUGAAGGCAAAGGUCCCAAAACGAAGCCAUGAAUGGGUGCACAGCAACUCUACGUCCUCACGGAGCCGACUGAGCAGCACCAUGUCCGAAGGCUCCUCCUCAACCCACUCUGGAGGCCUGAGUGUCACCGGCUGCCUCUCUGACUUCUCACUGUAUGUCUUCCACCCUUACGGAGGGGGGCAAAGACGCCUAGGCAGUAUACAGGAGCAUGCAGGGGGAAGGGUGCUGGAGAUGUCCCGCAAGGACUCUCUCAGCCUCAAUGUGGAGUUCAUCAAGGUGAACAUCGCAAGGAGUCGGAAGAUGGAGUUGCGGGGAGCUUCGGAAAACUCGGUGUCAGCCAACAAGGAGGCCCAGAUGAAGUCAAAUGUGGUCAGGUUCUCAGCCAUCUGUGACAUUGGCACAGCCAGUUUCAAAUACGAUAUGAGACGUUUGUCCGAGAUUCUAUCUCUACCUAAGGCCUGGUACAGGAGAAACCUGGCCCGCCGCCUGUUCCUGGGAGACGAGAGCAUCGUGCACACACCGGGUGAUGCAGAAGUAGAUGUCACCUUGUCUUCAAAACAUCCAACUUUGUCAACACAAGCCUCUCUUUCAUUCCCUUCCCUAACCGUAUUAGAGGAGAAUGAACCUUUCCGGCUAACUCAUCAUCGAAGGGUUUCCUCUGGAGAUAAAGUUAAAAUCCAGAUCAGUUCUGACCUGAAGAAAGAAAUAUCCCAGAAAUCAUCCUUGAGAGGGUCAUCAGUCCCUCAAUCUCCAACAGAGGGAGGAGGUAGUAAUGUCACUCCCAGGCUGGGGGCUUCGGGAGGACGCAAGUCUCGAGCCUACUCCUCCCCGGAGACAGGUCGCCAUCGGUCGUCAUCAGCGCCACCUGCACCAACCAGCCGAUCCAGCAAGUGGGAGACCCUUGUGUUGUUUGCUGUCAACCUGUCCAGGCUCGAUGUGGACGUCAACAUGAGCAAUGUCAUGGGAAAUACCCUAUGGAGCACAAGGGAGCUGAAGAGUCAUGGCCGACUAUCUAUAGACAGCAGUGGACACAAGAACCUCAAGAUAACUGGAGGGUUGGGAGGAUCGUCCUUUGAGUCCCGUGGAGGUGUUGUAGGUGGCGCCAUCGACCUACAGGGUCUGCAGACUUUCUUCCAUGUAACGGAGGACCCGGAGCUGGGCAAGGACCCGGACCAUCGAGCAGGUCUGACCCUGGAGGCCAUCGAGGGUCGUGUGGACUACAUGGGCAGCAGUGUCCUGAUGACAAGGCUUAGCCGCCUGGACUUGCUGCUGCGUGACGAGUGGCACGUAGAGUCCGAAACACAGAACGACACACCGCUCGCCACCAAGAGAUCGGCCUACUUGUUUGUGAAUGGUGAUCUGCACUGGGACCAGUUCCAUCUGAUGAUCUCGAGGUCUACAACUCCUGACCUCAUUAAGCUGGUGGCCAAGCUUGACGAGUUCUUCACACAGCAGCUGACCAGCAGUAAGCGAGUCCUAUCGGCAUUCGGGCCCAUCCCAUCACGGAACCGGACAACAUCGCAGAGGAAGUUGUCAGAAGAUAGUGAGUUGUUAUCUGAGUUGCGGCACCACCGACACUGGCAGGGGGCACUGGAGCAGCUGGUCGGGUGUAACUUCCGCAUGCUGCCACAGAUACUGCCAAGUGAGGGGAUGAUCCUGGGGGGCACCGUCACGCUCCAGGGGGAGAACCUGUCCCUCGCAUCAUUCCAUGGCAUCAACUUCAGAUCCAAAUCCUGGGCCAUCUUCAACAUCCGAGAACCGUACAUCUAUUUCUCCACAGAGGCGCAAAAUACACCUGACAGAGGUACCCAUGUGGUCCAGGAUCUCACCUUCAUCAUCGGUCAGAAGUCGACCAAGGGAGGCAUGUCCAGCCAGCAGCCCCCUAACAGCUCCGCCCCCCACAUGGCCACCAUCUGCAAAGUGUCGCGAGGUCACUAUGUUCCUCAGCAGUUCACCAGUGUUCAGGAGUGGUUUAACUAUGCUUUCUCCUCCUCCGACAUGAAAGACCUGGAUUCCUUCCCGAGUGUCCGCCAUGAACACUGUGAGAGUCCGACUGAGCACCGCAAGUCCCGCAAGCCCCAGGCCUACAACCAUGAGUCUGAGAAGAUCUUCGCCUUCCCCUCCCUGUACAUGAACCUCAAGACAUUCCACUACCAGGGAGAACACGAGCCCCAGAACGAUGAUCCCCAGCCAGUGGUUGAAAGCAGCUUUGUGACGGAGUUCUAUGACCACAUCUUCGUUGCCAUGGAUGCAGAGGUCAUCCUCUUCCUCCACGACCUUGUAUCCUCCUACAUCAAGGAAAAGGACAAAGGUGCCCGGUCAUCCUAUGGUCAGGCAGCUAAGGUAGCCAAGGCCACAGACCAGGAUAAGAAGAAGUUGACAGACCCAACAGAAGCCUUGAAGCAAGACUACCGAGACUUCCACUGCAAGACGUGGCAGCUUGAACCAACAGUUCGACUGCUACACUGGGCCAGCAAGCAGAUCGACCCAGUGGGUGUGGACUUCGUGCUGCAGAAGCUGGGCUUCUCUCACGCCAGGGUGACCAUCCCCAAAUGGAUGCAGAGAGGAGUGAUGGACCCUCUUGACAAGAUCCUGUCCAUGUUGGUCAACAGCCUUGUGGUGGCUCUCAAGGAUCAGCAGGAUCGGGAUCUUGCGGAUGAUGUUGAUUGAGAGUGGAGCAGAAGGUCCUGUUGAUGCUGAUUAAAGCCUUGUGGUGGCUCUCAAUGAUCAGCAGGAUCGGGAUCUUGUGGUUGAUAUUGAUUGAGAGUGGAGCAUAAGGUUCUGUUGAUGCUAAUUAAAGCCUUGUGGUGGUUGUUAGAAUCAGCAGGAGCGGAAUGUUGAUGAUAAUGUAGACUGAGAGAGGAGUGUAGUGUCCUGUUGAUGCUGGUCAAUAGCCUUGUGGUGGUUCUCAAGGAUCAGCAGUACCACAGGGUUGUUGACAAUGUAGACUGAGAGAGGAGCGUAGUGUUCUGUUGAUGCUGGUCAAUAGCCUUGUGGUGGUUCUCAAGGAUCAGCUGGAUCGGGAUGCUGUGGAUGAUGUGGACUGAGAGAAGAGCAGAGUAUCUUGUUCAUGAUUACAGCCUGUUGGUGUCUCUCAAGGGUCUUUAUGUAUAAGACCAGAAGAUUGUGGAUGGUCUAGGUUGGAGUGGAGUGUUUGAUCCCAUCAAUGCUGGCCAAUAGCCUUGUGUUGACUCUCCAGGAUCUGUAAGAUCAGCACAUAGUGAUGAUUCAGAGUAAUGGCUAGAGAGGGUGGGAUCCCUGGACCCUGAUGGCCUUAAUCAUGGCCUUAGCAAGGCUCUUUGGAUAUGUGCUGAUGGUGAGCUUGUGUUGUUUCUCACUGUUAGUGCACGCCACACACACUAAAAGUGGAGUAUGACCUUGAUUUAGCCCUGACACCACAGCUUCUGUUGAGAAACUUCAAUAAACUCCAACUGGCAUCUAGAUUUGAAGAAUAUUACACCAUAAUCCUUAAUUGAGUGGGAAUACAUGGUUUGGUUAUCAAACUGCUUGAGCCAGAGGACAACUUCAAACAACCAGAGUGUACUUCAGUUAACAGUCUCCACUGACAGACAAACAACAGUGGUAGAGACAUGGAAGUUUGGGUAUAGAUUUUAGUGUUCGUCGAUGCCACUACGCAUAUUGAAACAAUAUACAUGGCACUUAUCAGCCUGACAGUACUGAAGGUGAGAACAUGGGCCUACUUGUAGCCAUAGACAAAAUGAUAUGAUGCUGAUCGUGAGGUGAAGUUGAACUUGAGAUGAAAAGCUUAUAUGUAUAUGUUCAAUUCAUUUCUUGUGUGUAGACAAAAUGUACUGUUUUAUCUUCCAGAGUUCAACACUGACUUAAAACAUUCAUGGAGCUACAAUUGUUAUAUUCUUUCAUAGUUUAUAGUAGACUUAUGGCAGUUAUUGCACUGCAGUUGUCAUAUCUCCCAUAGUUUAGCAUGUAUUUAACCUGCAGUUUAACAUACAUAGCUACAGUUGUAUUUUCCAUGGUUAAUCAUACCAAUGACAGUGGAAGUGCUACAAUUGCUUUGUGAAACAGGACCCUCUUUUGCAGAAUGUAAUGACAACAUAUCAGUAUUGAUCCUGUGAUAAUUGGUCUGUCAACAAGCAAUAUACUAGCAUUAACGCAAAACCAAAUGCUCACAAAUCUAAGGAGGUGAAAUCUCAUUGAUGUCGGCUCACGAGUGUGAUGAUGAUAUAUAAUCCAACAACUUGUACAUGUUGAAACUUGAAUGUAUUCCUCAGUCAGGGCUUUGUUUUACAAAGCUAUCGUAGCUCUACGACUGUCGUACCUCCAAUACUGUAACGUACACUUACGACAGUCGUGCUACGAUAGCUUUGAGAAACGGGGCCCAGGCCUGACAGGUGUGUCCAGGUGUUGUGUGAAGUAGUUAGUAUGUACAUGACCAUGUCAUGAAUAAGUGUUUUAAUAGUGCUGCAUUGGUUCCAUCAUUGUUACAUUCCAUCAUGUUGAGUCAGCAUUAUUUGAGAGUGAAAAAAGACGUGAAGAUUCACCACAGCUUGAGGAUAACUGUAUUCUGACUAAAUCCCUUUUGUCAGUUUUGACGACGGAAUGUUUUCUGCGAAAUUCCAUGUGUUUUGUGGAUGUUCGUUGACUCUAGUUUGCUACAGUUGUAUAACACUAUUACUAAUUUUUGUUUUAUAAAAGCAGCUGAGAAGAAACAUGUAUGCAGAUAGGACACGACAUUAGGAUAGUACUGGAAUCUAUACUUUACUGAGAAAGUUAUAAUGCCAAAUAUUUAACAUGUGCUACAUUUGACCAUUUCUAAAAGGCAUUGUGAAUUCAUACUUAGGAUAUGUUUACAUUGACACUGACAUAGUCACAAAAACAUUAAGGCAUUAACAGAGGUGAGGCAGAGUGGAGAAGGUGUUUUCUUGUCACAUGGGUGCCAUUCCUCAGACCCAUGAAGAUCCGGGUUAGAAUUGAUCUUCAGUGAGGUGAGGUGAAAUGGGGUUUAACAUCGUACUUGAGAAU